Molecule: messenger RNA, 1554 nt
Organism: Dovyalis caffra
Lineage: Eukaryota; Viridiplantae; Streptophyta; Magnoliopsida; Malpighiales; Salicaceae
Source: the annotation of a GenBank genome assembly
AUGUCGGGGACAAUUGAUGGGUUCCUCUUCUCUCUGAGUAAAGCAUUUUGUAGUCCUCUCGCUGUUUUUAUUCAGAUCCAGGGAUGUCUAAUUUGCUUAACUCUUGCUUUGGGGUGGGCUUGUGCCGCUUAUGUCAGGAAUAGAGAGAUCAAAUGGAUAAAAGAUAGUAUGAGAGCUGGCAACAGCUUUGCAUUUCUUUGUCGAGAUAUUAAUGAGCUUGAGCACUCUAAUCAGACCAAACUACCUACAGUUACAGUGGUUAUGCCUUUAAAGGGGUUUGGAGAACAUAAUCUACACAAUUGGAGAAGUCAAGUAACAUCUCUUUAUGGAGGUCCUCUAGAAUUCCUUUUCAUUGUGGAAAGUACAGAAGAUCCUGCUUACCAUGCUGUUUCUGCCUUAAUAUCAGAUUUAAAGGAUAAUAUCAAUGCUAGAAUUGUUGUAGCUGGCUUAUCAACGACUUGUAGUCAGAAAAUUCACAACCAGUUGAUUGGUGUGGAGCAAAUGCACAAAGACAGCAAGUAUGUAUUGUUUUUGGAUGAUGAUGUUAGGCUGCACCCUGGCUCAAUUGGAGCCCUAACUGCUGAGAUGGAAAAAAAUCCUGAGAUAUUUAUUCAAACUGGAUAUCCUCUUGAUCUACCUUCUGGGAGCUUAGGAAGUUACUGCAUCUAUGAAUAUCACAUGCCUUGUUCGAUGGGGUUUGCCACUGGUGGAAAAACAUUCUUUCUAUGGGGAGGGUGCAUGAUGAUGCAUGCUGAUGAUUUUAGAUAUGACCGCUGUGGUGUGGUAUCUGCACUACGAGAUGGUGGAUAUUCUGAUGACAUGACUCUUGCAGCUAUAGCAGGUGCUCAUAAGAGGCUCAUUACAUCCCCUCCUGUUGCUGUUUUUCCUCACCCCCUUUCUAGUGAUCUUAGCUUUUCAAGGUACUGGAAUUACUUGAGGAAGCAAACAUUUGUUUUGGAAUCAUAUGCAUCCAAGGUUAACUGGAUAAUGAACCGUGCAUUAUUUUCUACUCAUUGCUAUUUCUCAUGGGGAUUCGUGGUGCCAUACUUUAUGGCCAUGACCCAUGUUGCAGCGGCACUGCGAAUCUAUUUCCAAGGAUAUGUACUUGAGGAAACUACAUUUAUUUCCAAUGGGUUGUUACUGGUCACUUGCCUAGCUGCAUGCACCUCUACAGAACUUUUCUCAAUGUGGAACUUGACGAGGAUUGAAGUUCAACUAUGCAACUUGCUUUCCCCGGAGGCACCUCGACUCUCUCUUGCUACUUAUAACUGGGUCCUAGUAUUUAUUGCAAUGCUGGUGGAUAACUUUUUAUAUCCAAUAUCUGCCUUCCGUUCCCAUUUUUCUCAGUCUAUCAAUUGGUCUGGUAUCCGGUACCACUUGAAGGAUGGAAAGAUAAGCAAGAUUGAAAGAAGCAAAGGAAUGGGCCCCAAGUACACAGACUUAGCGUGGAAAAAUUUAUAUGGGAAGAAGGGAGCUCCUCCCAAAACGUCAUUCCUUGGUGCUUUGCUUAGAAGUUUGGAACAGUGGAGACAACCUAAGAAAUUUGAUAGCUAG